Chelonus insularis is the source of this 3737-nucleotide messenger RNA. RefSeq lists its product as uncharacterized. Gene Ontology annotation, cellular component: SAGA complex. Gene Ontology annotation, biological process: regulation of transcription by RNA polymerase II. NCBI's taxonomy places the organism in Eukaryota, Metazoa, Arthropoda, Insecta, Hymenoptera, Braconidae. Gene Ontology annotation, molecular function: transcription coregulator activity. The coding region runs from base 342 to 3509 and encodes 1055 amino acids. The record is from RefSeq and is a predicted model, not a curated record. The transcript is spliced from 10 exons.
AGCGUCGUCGAGUGAAAUUUAGUCAAGUAUUUGUGCUUAUGUGGUGUUUGUAUAAUAGGUUACUCUGUGCUCUAAAAAUGACACUUUUCGUUAUUUUAGUUGAUUAUUUUUAUUUGUAAAUUCAAAUAUUAAUGUGUUAACUUAGAAAAAGUUUAUGUAGAAAAUUGUGUUUAAUACAUAUUUCUCAUUGACUUAUAUUUUGAACAUUGAAAUUUCAUAAUUUAAAAUUAAUUGAAAGAGGUUAUGAUCUCGACAGUUACUUGAGUUCAACCAGAUAUCACAAAUGUUUACUUUUCACUGCAUUUUUUCACAAUAUUUUAAAGAAUUUUGCGAAAUGAUGGAUGAAAUAUGACGCCGUAUGUUCCUGGAGGAAAAAGUCCAUGAUGAUGGGCACUACCUCAAAUUUAGAAGAAGCUUACCAACGAGCUCAGAAUAUGAUAAAUCAAGUAUCCAAAAAUUGGAAAGAUGGACAACUGGAGAAACCUUCUCUCCAAAAAGGUCUUCAGGGCCACUCAAAACACAGUAUUCAUUCACGACUUACGAGACUCUACUUUGAGGAAUUGUCGAAAGUUCCUCAUGCCACUCCGGACUCUGUUUUGAAUAAUCUGGAGAACGAGUGUGAUCUUCUGGGACGGUUGGUGCAACGGGAGGGUUUACAUACUUUAAUUGUUAAUCUUUAUGCUGGUAACAAAGGAUACUCAUUAGCAGUAAGAAAUAUCGACAAAAGGAAUGAAUUUGACAAGAAUUAUUCACUGUCAGAAACCCAACUGAUGGGAUAUGAACAAGGAGAAUUAUUGUCAUGUAUAGAUAAUGGUCAAUUACCAGCAAUGUUGGCUGAACAGUUAGAACCCAGUUAUUCUCAUCUAUUCUAUGAUGGUUGCAUAAUUGCCGAAGUUCGAGAUUAUCGGAAAAAUUUAUUCCACGGCAAACCAGAUGUUCAUCAUGUUCUUUUGAAACCUACAACUCAAAGUAUUUUAUCAGAUGUUUCAACGUUAACAAGCGAUGGUGAAUGGAGUCAUGAGGAGCGAUUACUAUUGGAGUCUAGAUUAAUAGAAGCGACUCAAGGUCCAUUAUGUUUAGAUCCAAAUCCAAUUCCAAGUUUGGCAUCUACGCGAAUACGUCAAUCACGUUCUCUUUUAAGCGAUCAUCAACUUCAACGACAAGCCAAAAAGUUUUCCCAAGUCACGGUGAACCGCAAGAGGAAAUUGGAGCAAUUAGCACAACCAGAAGGUUCAACAAUACAAGAUUUAAUGCAGCGUAUUCGUGCUAAAAGAGGACAACCGAUCAGCACUGCCUGCCCAGCACCAUCAUUAAAUACUCCUCCACUCUUACCACCUAGUAGUCCAAUUGAUGUAUUAAAUUACGCCAAGGCAUAUGAGAGACCUCGAGAAACUAAAGACUGCCUUCCUCAACUUAUUGAAGAAUAUAUUUUAGAAACAGAAAGAGGUCAAGGUAGAGUUUAUCACAUAAAAUUAUCAAUUCUACAAAGACCAUCAAAUUCUGAAUAUUUAGGGGAGCUUUAUGUUGAUCGAGACUAUCGAGAAGGAGAAAAGAAUGGAUCAGCAUGUAGAUUUACUCUAGGGACAAGAGUUCAAGCCAAUCAUUAUAUGCAGCAAUUUACAGAAAUUUUUACAGAAGAAGGUCGAAAAAAUGUAAGAAUUAAACACGUGGUACCGGGCCAACCAGCAAGAGUUACUUGUACUCCUGGAAUGCAGAGAGCUCAAGCCCAAGCUCAAUUAGCUCAACAGCUUCAACAAGCUCAGUCACAACAAGCAGCCCAGCAGAUUAUUUCUCGAGCUCAAGGACAACUAAAUAACCUAGCGGGUCUAGCAUCAAUAAAAGCUGAACAACCUAGUCAUGUUGUAGUCCAAGGAAUUGAGUCUGUUGCAAAUGGUUUACCUUCAGUUUCUGAUUCUAAUAUAAACACCAAUUGUGAUGCUAAUCCAAACGGUAGUGGUAUAUUAGUAUUCAAACAGCCAGCAGCAAAUACAAAAAACGUUCCUGUACUUCAGGCACAACUAUCUGGUGAGUCUAGUAAUCAAGGAGAAUUUAAGAAACAUUCUAAUCCUGCAAUCAGUGCACUAGUUACUUCAUUAAUGAAUUCAGCUCAACAAUUUCAACAACAAGCUGCUGCCAAUGCUGCCGCAGCCGCUGCUAAUGCUGCUGCCGCAGCAGCUGCUGCGAUGAAUAAUAAUGUUCAGCAACAGCAUCCACAACAACCGGUUAAAAAUAGUAAUGCUGCUAUUUUAAGUCUUUUAAACAGUAGUCCUGCCAAUUUGAAUCCACAAAAGAACCAAACAAGAAGAAUAUCCCUAAAUGCUUCUCUCAAUUCACGAGUCAUUGGACACGGAAACGUAAUUACUGUGCCCAGUUCAUCAGGCCAAGUAAGAGUGAGUUUCAGCUCUGCUCUACCAAGUCAAUUGGCUGGAAAACAACAACCUGUUAAAGCCACUGCGGUAAGACUUGCAAGAGUUCAAGAUAACACAUCAACACUCGGUCUCUCAGUACCUGGACUUUCUGCAUUAUUAGCUGGUACUCCAUCAGCUGAUAAUCCUAUUCCGAAUUUGAACAAUGCUUCGUCUUUAUUAGAAAGAUUGACUUCUUCAAGUCAAACGACCCAACCGAGUUCUAUGACUAGUCCACCACCCACCAAUGUUAGCCUUCAGGGAGUUAAUCUUACUAGUCUGCCAAACUCUAUCAAUGGUCUUCAAAAUGUUCAAGUAUCAUUCCCUGGACUAUCACAAUCUAUUACGAUGCCAAUUAAUGUUUCUGCUGCUACUGCUUCCGUUACACCGUCAGGAGUAAUCGUAUCUGUUCCCAUUUCUACUGGAACAAACAUUUGUACUACUGUUUCUAGCAUGGUUGCUGCUACAGUUGUUACAACAGCGGUUGCGGGAUCAAAUCCAACAGUGGUGAUAGCUAAUCCUGCCAAUACUCAUUUAUCAUUACCAAUCGCUCAACUAAUCCCUUCAGGUGUGAAAGGACUUACUCAUCAGAAUAUUCGGAAUACAAAUGCUGUCACACUCUCUCAGGGAGGACAAGCAAUUCAACUUGUGGGAUCUCAGCGUCCGCGCCUCAAUCAAAUGACGCGGCAAGUUCAACCGAGUCAAAUGAAAUCUGCAGUUCUUCCUAAUCAAUUAGUUACAGUUGCCAAAUCAGCUGCUGUUAACCAGCUGAUUCUCUCUGGUAAUAAGCAAGUUUUAACUCCAAUUAUGGCAACUAAACCCGUGCUUAUGGCGACCCAAGCGACGCCGUCUUCCCAAGCUGUACCUGCAAAUAAACACACACUCCUCACAAAAUCUUUGCACGCGAGAACUGGAGUAAACAGUCAAGUAAAUCCUCAGGCUCAAGGAAUUAACGUUGCUAGUCUAUCACAGCAACAACUUCAACAACUGCACCAAUGUUUAGCGGCACAGCAAAAAGCAGCAGUUGCAGCAGGAAGUUCACCAAAUCGGACGCAAAUUCAAUCACGAAGUUCAACAUCAACACCUGGGGAUGAAUCACUGUGAGCUUCACAUUUGUUGUUCAUAUGUUACAAUUUUUUAACGAAUAAUUGAAGCCUUCUCUAAACGUAAAUACAAUAAUAAUAAAAUAAUAAAAAAGAAAAUGGUGAUGAUAAAAAAAGUGCAGUGAAUAUACAUAAAUUAUUGAUUAAGAAACUAUCUAGUAAAUAUCUACUUAAAUUUUGCUUAUUAAUUUGAUAAAACAAUUAUCUUUAUGAUCUUUAUUUUUUCUUU